Messenger RNA from Paramecium octaurelia, 3843 nucleotides. The record is from the annotation of a GenBank genome assembly. Lineage: Eukaryota; Ciliophora; Oligohymenophorea; Peniculida; Parameciidae.
AUGAAAGUAAAACCAGGAGAGGAACAAUUGUUAUGCAAAGUUGAUUUUUACUAAGUGCAAUUUGUAAUGCCCAAAUUCAUUUAAGAAGAAGGCAUUAUCAAAUAAAUAGUUCCAUACAAAUCACCAUUUUGGAAGUAAAUUAUGUAUUGGUUUUUUUGUGUCAUAUCGCGUAAUCAUAAUUUUUCAUAACGUAGUUGGUUUAGCAUAUCUAUUUACAAGAUGGGAAUAAAAAUUUAAUAUAUGGUUAAAAUUUUAAAAGUGCUUAUUGGAUGAAGCAACGCAUCUGCUCAUUUACUCCGCCCUGGAUGAAAUAGAACUUGUAAAAAUAGAGGAGAAACAGAUACAGAAAAAUGAGAAGCAGUUGAAAAUGAAGAUUUUUAGUUAUAGACUCUACUCUUACUUUUUGGAGGACGGAGUAUUCAAGCCUAUCGAAACAUCAUUUUAUAAAUUAUAGCACAAAGAAAUCAUCUAGUAAUUUUGUAAAGGUUUAUAAAAUCCCCGGGAGAUUGCAUAAUUAUAUGGAUAUAAUAACACAACCAUACCUGACAAAUCUACAGUCAAAAUAUUAAUAGAUGAAGUGCUAUCUCCAUUUUACUUAUUCCAAGCUUUCAGCGUUACUUUAUGGUUAAUAGAGUCAUACACGUAUUAUGCUAUUGUAAUACUGCUUUCUUCUUUGAUAUCUAUUAUCAUCAGUUUAAGAGAAACAAAGACCAAUUUCAAACGACUUAGAGAAAUGUCUGCGUAAAAUACAACUGAAAAUUUGUUAAGAAAAUAGAGUGGAAUAAGAAUCGAAAAUGAAUCGCUCAUUAUUCCGUAUGAUCUAAUUUCAAAAAGGGAGAAAUAUAACUCAAAUGAGAUUGUUCCUGGUGAUCUGAUAGAAGUACAGAACGAUUGGACAGUCCCAUGUGAUUGCAUACUAUUGAAUGGGUCAGCCAUCGUAAAUGAAUCUAUGUUAACAGGGGAAUCAAUACCAAUCAUCAAAACAUAGUUACCAUACAAUAGUAAUAUGUACAAUCCACAGGAGGAUUCAAAAACAUUCACUCUCUAUGCAGGUACAAAAUGUAUUGAGGCAAGACAUCCUGAAAAGAGUAAGAUUCCUGUUUUGGCACUUGCGACUUAAACUGGAUUUUCAACAAUAAAAGGUGAGUUAGUUAGAUCAAUCUUAUAUCCAAAACCAGUUACUUUUUCAUUUUAUAAAGAUUCCCUAUUAUUCCUAGUAGUUUUAGCUAUAAUGGCAUUUAUUGGAUGGCUAAUUGCAUUACCAAACACAAUCGAAGGUAUUAAAAAUGGAGAUAUGACUAUAUUUUGGUUUAUCAUAAAUUCCUUUGAUUUAGUUACAAUUACAGUGCCUCCAGCUCUGCCUACAUGUUUAUCAAUAGGAGUUUCUUUCGCUUUAGCAAGAUUGUAAAAGAAGAAGAUCUAUUGUAUCUCACCUAACAAAGUUAAUGUUGCAGGAAAGAUAACGAUAAUGUGCUUCGAUAAAACUGGUACUUUAACCGAAGAUGGCCUAGAUCUAUAUGGAGUUAGAGCUAUUGGAUAUAGUGAAAGUAUAAUUAAAUCUAAAAAUGAUAGAAAAACAAAAGCUCAAAUUUGAUGACUUAAUAAUUAAUAUCAGUGAUCUAAAUAUCCAUGAUAAGUCAGUAGUGCUUGAUGAUUCAAAUGUAGCAUUUAAUGAAUUAAAGAGAACACCAAAGUAAGUUUUAUAUGACAUAAUGGCAUCAUGUCACAGUUUAGCAACUGUUAACAAUAAUUUGAUAGGAGAUCCUCUAGAAAUUAAGAUGUUUGAAGCCACUUAAUAUAAACUAGAUGACAUCAAUUCUUUGGUUUAUUCUUAGGAUGGUAGCUAAAUUAAAAUACUCAAAAGAUUUGAAUUCUCAUCAACUCUAUAAAGAAUGAGUGUGAUUGUAGAAAAAGAUGGAGAAUUGAAAGCCUAUGUCAAAGGGUCACCUGAAAAGUUAAGGGAAUUGUGUAAGAAAUAAAGUGUACCAUCUAGUUUUCAUAAAAUUCUGGAUUUCUACUCAAAAUUAGGAUUUAGAAUACUAGCUUGUGGUGCAAAAACUUUAUCAAAGGAAACAAAUCGUGAUGAUGUAGAAUCUAAUCUCACUUUUAUUGGAUUAUUAAUUAUGUAGAAUAAAUUGAAAUCAGCUACAAAAAAGAUUAUAUAAACACUUUAAGAUGGAUUUAUAAGGACGAUUAUGGUCACAGGAGAUAAUGUUCUAACAGCUAUUUCAGUUGCCAGAUAAUGCUCAAUAGUUUUACCUAACCAAAGAAUAUUCCUAGGGGAUAUAGGAGAGGAGAAAAUUAAUGGGAAGAAUUAAAUUGUAUGGAAAGAUUUUGAUAUGAGUGACAAUGUACUCAAUCCAGAAAAUCUAUCUCCAGAAUUAGACAUUCAAGAUGAUCCUGAUAAUCAAGAAGAUGAAAAUGAAAUCAUUUGGAAUUAAUUAUCAAUGAAAGAUUAAUAGUCUUUAGAAGUUGCUUUAAAUGAAGACAUAGAUUAAAUUAUCUAAUAGGACGAUUUAGAAGAUUAUCAUUAAACAUCUUAUGAUAGAAAAUCAAUAUCUAGAAGGUCUUAGUAAUUACAAAAAAGCAAAAUUCAAUCUUAUAAAGAAAAAGAGAAGCAACUAAUUCUAGAAAAUUUAGAUCAUUUGAUUGAUGAUUAGGAUCCAUGGAAAACCAACGAACCUUUCGUUAUUGCCAUCUCAGGAAAAGCUUUUUAAUUACUAACCAAAUAAAUUGACACCAAUCCAGCAGCUCGAAAGGUGUUUGGUAAACUCUUAGAAAGGGCAUAGAUAUUUGCGAGGAUGAAACCUGAACAAAAGGCUUAAUUGAUUACACAUCUCCAAAAAAUUAGCAAAAAGGCAUUAUGCGGAAUGUGUGGAGAUGGAGCCAAUGAUUGUGGAGCUCUAAAAGCUGCAGAUGUCGGCAUAUCUCUAUCUGAGGCUGAAGCCUCAAUUGCUGCUCCAUUCACUUCUAAAAUUUAAGACAUUUCUUGUGUUGUUAAAUUAUUAAGAGAAGGAAGAGCUUCCUUGGUUACAAGUUUUCAAUGCUUUAAAUAUAUGGCAUUAUAUAGUAUGAUCUAAUUCAUCACUUGCACUUUGCUCUAUUUAAUUUUAGCCAAGAUUUCAGACUUUCAGUUUCUCUAUAUUGAUUUAGUCUUAAUUAUACCUCUAGCCUUUACUAUGGGUAAGACUAAAGCGUAUAAACAAUUAACAUAGUUUUAGCCAGGCUCUAACUUACUCUCAUUUCCUGUUUUGAUGUCUGUUAUUGGGCAAACUAUCAUUCAAUUAUCAUUUUAAUGUAUUGUUUAUUUUACAUUACGUACGUAAAGUUGGUAUGUGAGUAAUUUUGUAAUUCAUGAAGGAAAUACUGAUGAUCAUUAUGCAAUGAUGAUCAACUAUGAAAAUACUGUAAUUUAUUUAAUUUUUAAUUUAGAGUUUAUUCUUAUAUUCAAGUUUCCAAUAUAUUUUUUAAUGCAUCGCAUUUUCAAUUGGAAAACCAUUUAGAAGAGAAUUUUAUACAAAUUUAGGAUUUACUUGUGUUUUAAUCAUUCUGUUUAUAAUUAAUUUUUAUGUGUUUUUCUUUUCAUAACAUCCUGAAUUUUUAGCUGAAGAUAUAUUUAAGGUAUUAUAAACAAAUAUGUUUUAGUUGAUUUUCAAUUUUUAAGAUAGCUAAAUGCCUUAAAAAUGGUUAAUUGCAAUGUUCAUUUUAAUGAUAAUUAAUAUGAUAAUCACUAUACUCUUUGAAAAAUAUGUCGUCCCAAUAACAACACGAUAUUACAGAGCAAAAAAGAGAUAAAUAGUUAAAAGAUAUCGUUUUCCUGAAAAUCCUUAUCUAAGAGAUUGA